Messenger RNA from Recurvomyces mirabilis, 924 nucleotides. RefSeq lists its product as uncharacterized. The record is from RefSeq and is a predicted model, not a curated record. Bases 1 to 924 code for a protein of 307 amino acids. The transcript has 3 exons. NCBI's taxonomy places the organism in Eukaryota, Fungi, Ascomycota, Dothideomycetes, Mycosphaerellales, Teratosphaeriaceae.
AUGGAUGGUAAACUUCCGGCAGGCUGGCGCGUAAGCAAUAGCACAGGUGUCUGGUCUGCGCCUUCGCACGUGGAAGACAAUCCUGAUAACGACGACAUCGAUGACGACAACGACAUAUCGACGAAUUUUCAAGGAGCAGAGAACAAAUUGACGGAGGAGGACUUACGGCCAGACUCUCCUGGAUGGGAGGAUCUGGAGGAUGAUGUCGAAACAGAGAGUUUCACAUGUCUUUUGUGCGAGGUGACGCAGCCCAAGGUGCGGGAUGUCGUUGAACAUAUGAAGGUAGAACAUGAAUUCGAUUUUGAUGUGUUACGAAAAGAUAAAAAGCUCGACUUCUUUGGGACUGUACAGCUCAUAAAUUAUAUCCGGUCACAAGUCAAGUCGUCAGGUUCUACAAAGCUUGACCUUGCGACACUGGACUCAAAGGACUUUGUGCAGGAUCAGUACAUGCAGCCUACACUAGAGGACGACGCAUUACUAUAUAGCAUCGACGAGCUGGCGGACCCUGCGGAUCUGAACGAUCCUCUAGUGCAGCAAAGGGAGGACGACGUUGAAGCCAAAGCGGCUUCGGCAGCAGCCACGAGACGCCAGGCUGCGUCCACGUACCCCUCCGCGGCUACCAAGAAUGGCACUUACACUGGAGCCUACGUUGCAACGUAUGGCACCGAGCACUUCCUAGGCAUGCCGUAUGCCCAGCCACCCCCCGGGCCACUACGCUUCCAUGUUCCAGUCCCACUGAAUAGCUCCUGGACUGGCUCGAAGAAUGCUACGGAGUAUGGUCCCGAGUGCAUUGGAUAUGGUCUGGACACGGAGAGCCAGGGUAAUUAUGUUAGUGAAGACUGCCUCACCCUCAAUGUUGUGAGAAGUCGAGGUGCAGGUGGCGGUCUGCCAGUAGUCGUGUGGUUCGGACGAAAGAGUCCUUAG